AUGCGCAGUGGGUCGGUUUGGCUGCUUGGCUUGGCUGGUGCGGCCUUGACCAACGCCUUGGCGUUGGAUAAGAGGGACUCUCCUGCCGUUCUUGCAGUUCCUGUCGUUCGUGGGAAGGCGCCGAGUCCGAGCCGCCUUUUGAAGCGGUCGGAGACUGUUGAUGUUGAAUUUGACUCCCAAGAUUCCGACGACACCAACUUCAAGUAUAAUGAUUCCGGUGUGAACAUCACUGGAGUAGCCUCCGACUCCCUCACAACCAACACCCUGAGCCUGGGAUACGGAAAUACAUCUUCCACCUCCCUCACCCAAGCGCUGGCCGACUCAGGCGCCAUCAACUCCCCAGCCUUCAUGAAUGGCUCGGGCCUCACCAAGGCCCUCCGCAUCAACAUAGACGAAAUAUUGAUCAACGAAACCGCCCAAGACGCAACCAGCUUCCCCCUCGACGUCGUGUUCGACACCGAGGUCGGAAUGACCUACGUCCCCAAGUCCGUCGCGCAAGCACUGAAUGCCAAAAUUGGUGCCACCAGAGUGCCAGAUGAGAUCGGCCAAGUCAAUUUCUCUUGCAGCUCCGUUAUUGAGACCAACACGAUGAUCGAGUUUAAGUUCGGAGACUUGGUCUACCAGUUCUGGAUUGAGAAUUUUAUCAGUGGGAACAGACACUCUGCGGGAAGCUAUGGGUAUAGUGACGAUCUUUGUUAUUUCACAAUCUGUGAGAAUCUGCAUCUUCAAGACGAGGGGAGCAUCAUUUUGGGCUCUAACUCUAUGAGCCUGAUCUAUGCUGUGUUUGAUCUUGAGAAUGAUGAGGUUUCGCUGGCGCUGCGGAAUGGAAAUGUCACUGCCGAUGAUAUUGUCGAGAUUAAGUCAGGCAAGGAUGGUGUCCCUGGAGCGAAGAAGAGCGAGGCUGAGUUCGCUAUGCAAUAG
Messenger RNA from Penicillium argentinense, 921 nucleotides. RefSeq lists its product as uncharacterized. The transcript is spliced from 5 exons. The record is from RefSeq and is a predicted model, not a curated record. Lineage: Eukaryota; Fungi; Ascomycota; Eurotiomycetes; Eurotiales; Aspergillaceae. The coding region runs from base 1 to 921 and encodes 306 amino acids.